AGGCCAGUUUCAAUUUAAUCUCUCUUCAGGUUACCAUUGCGCUUUCAGUGGCAUGAGCAUGCCCAUUCCUUUGAUAUGGUUGUGCCUGCAGCAUUCCUGGUAGUAGGACCGUCACGGCAUCAUGAGGGCUUUGAAGUGAAUUCGACAUCUCCAUGCGAUAGACCUGUGACUGGCAGUGUGUGCAGACUAAGAUUUGGCAUGUCGUAUGAGCCUUGUGAUGUAUACAUCAAGUUCUAACUUAGACCAACGUGCGGAAAAUUUAAUGGUCUUCGGGACGUGAAAGGCUAGCCACUCAUCAUGACUGACGACAAAAUCCGUGUUGCUGUCAGACUCCGUCCCAUAAAUAAGAGAGAACUUGAACUGAAGUCACAAAAUAUUGUGAAGAUUGAUGGCAGCCAGGUGACAUUGAAUCAUCCUAGUCAAGGUUCCAAGCUGGAAACUGGGAAACGGGGAGCUAAAGUGUUCACCUAUGACCACUGCUUUGAUUCGUCUGAUCCAGACAUUCCAUCCUAUGCAUCUCAGGCAAAAGUUUAUGAAGCUCUGAGGUCUGGCAAGUCAUAUACUAUGAUGGGCACAGAGUCCCAGAGGGGUUUGAUACCUCGAUUGUCUGAUGACAUUUUCAAACGAAUCCAAGAUUCUAAGGAGGAGAGUUUUUGUGUAGAAAUGUCUUACAUGGAGAUUUAUAAUGAAAAGGUUUAUGACUUGCUCAAUCCUAAUGGUUGCACAUCACCACUGAGAGUACGGGAACACAAUAUAUUGGGACCAUAUGUUGUGGACCUCUCAAGUCAUGCAGUCACCUCAUUUGAGGAUGUGGAGCACCUCAUGUCAGAGGGGAGUAAGGCUCGCACUGUAGCAGCAACCAACAUGAACAAUGAAUCUUCACGAUCUCAUGCCAUCUUCACCCUUGUGAUUACUGCAUCUGGGGCCAAACAGGAUGGUGGGCUCAUCAUUGGUGAAAGAGUCUCUCGAGUGUCACUUGUUGAUUUGGCUGGGUCUGAAAGAGCUUCAAAGUCUGGCACUGUGAAGGACAGACUUCGGGAAGGCUCUAAUAUCAAUAGGUCUCUAACAACACUGGGUUUAGUGAUAUCAAAGUUGGCAGAACAGCCUACAGCAAAAACCAAAGAUAUCUUCAUACCCUAUAGAGACUCCUUACUCACUUGGCUCCUCCGAGACAGCUUGGGUGGUAACAGCAGGACACUUAUGAUUGCAACCAUCUCACCAUCUGCUGAUAAUUAUGAUGAAACUCUGUCUACCUUGCGAUACGCUGAUCAGGCUAAGAGGAUUGUGAACCAUGCAGUGGUUAAUGAAGAUCCAAAUGCACAGAUAAUUCGGAAACUUGAAGCUGAAAUUGAGUUCCUCAGGGAGCAACUCACACAUGCUACUCAAAAGUCAGACCUUCAGGAACGACUCACAGAAAGUAAACGUCUUGUCGAAGAAGCUAGUCGCACAUGGGAGGAGAAGUUACAGAAAACAGAGCAAAUUCAGGCUGAAAGAACCCAGGCAUUUGAGAAGUUGGGAUUCAGCAUCCAGAACUCUGGGUUAAAAGCGGACCAUGGAGCUUAUUAUCUAGUCAAUCUCAGUCCUGACCCUUCCCUGAAUGAAAUGCUGGUUUAUUAUUUGAAGAAUGGCACAACAGUUGGAAGAGCGGAUGCUUUCCCACCUCCAGACAUUCAACUGAGUGGACUGGGGAUACAGUCACAUCAUUGUACUCUCUCUAUUGAAGACAGUCAACUAUGGCUGAUUCCCAAUGAAGGCGCUCUUUGCCAUGUUAAUGGUAGUCUUGUGAAUCAGAGAACCUCUAUACGGCAUGACUCUCGGAUCCUUUUUGGCCUUCAUCAUUUCUUUAAAGUUAACUGUCCAAAGGUGCUUGGUGAAAAUGGGGAAGCCACAGGUGUAGAGGGAAAAGAUGACACACUGCCUGUGCUGGAUUAUAGUUAUGCAAUGCAAGAAAUAGAGAUGGCAGAACAUAAUUUCGAUCCUGUGAAAGUCAUCCUGACUGAACUGGAGAAACAGCACACUAUGGACAAAAAUGCUGCAUUAGCGCAACAGAAGGAAGAUUAUGAGCGCCGCAUUCAGGACAUGCUGACAGGUCUAUCAAGCACCAAUUCCUUGGCAUUUUAUGGUGAGGGAACUGGAAACAUCUACAGAUGUCUGAGUCGCAGUACUAUUUAUGGCAGUAGUUCAUCACUAUCCAAGGAUGAGAAUUUCGUAAGGAGUCUGGCAAAGCUCAAGGAGGAAAUCAUCAGAGCAAAGGCCCUGACUCGAGAAGCCAAUCACCUCGCUCAGGAACUCCAUGCCAAGGCUUCUUUCUCCCUCACUCUUCAAAUUCCUAUAUCAAAUCUCACACCUCACAAGCGGAAAGGGUCCCUCAUGAGUGAGCCAGCCAUAAUGGUGCAGCGACUUGGGAAGUCUAGUCAAGUUUGGACAAUGGAGAAGUUUGAGAAUAAACUGGUUGAUAUGAGAGACCUCCACCAAGCACAGGGAUGUUUAGGAGAAGUUGGGAGGGACAUCUUUGAUUGGGAAGAUAGUCACACAUUAAUUGGGGUUGGAAACUUUUUCCUGGAUGUUUUGUUUCAUGAUGGCAUUCUACUGGAUCAUGAAGUUCCUAUUAUCAGUCAGCAGGGAGAUGUUGCUGGGAAGCUCCUGAUGGAGGUGGGUCGUAUUGAAGGAUCAAUGCCUUCAGAUCGAGAAAAUGAAAGCUCAUCUGAUGAUGGUGCAACAUCAGAUGAUGGAGCUUCCAAGUGCAAGCAAAUUACUAUUCAAGUAUGCAUCAAGAAGGCUUCAGGAUUGCCAGCAUCUUUAUCUCAUUAUGUCUUCUGUCAGUAUUCUGUCCCAAAAGCCAUCCCUGGGGAUCCAAUUGUUGUCCCACCUGUUGAAAGUAGUGUGGUUUCUCAGGGACUACAGAAUUCUUUCUCAAUUCAAAAUCCACGAAGGUCACUUAUGCCUGCAGUGGCACCAAGAAGUGUUCAUGAUCAUUCUCUUGCUUCCAUGACCACUUUUCAUUUUGAUCAUGUACAAGACUUCCAGAUUCAAAUUACUGAUGAAUUCUUGGAUUUUUGUAUGGAUGGAGCUUUGAGCAUAGAAGUUUGGGGUCAUCAAAGUGCAGGAUUCUCAAAGGACUCUUCUAUUUUGGAUUCAGAGAACUCUCAACAGGUACUGCAGGCCCACUCCCUGCGAGACCGUUGGAAAGAUGUCAAGAGGCAGCUCCAGCUUUCAGUGGAGAUUCAAGAAUUGGAUGAGCAGGGCAACUAUUCUCCUGUUGAGAUAGAGGAGCAGAAAGGUGUUGUGACUGGUGGAAUGGCUCUUCUUCGUCAAGGCCAGCAGCGAAGAUUGCUUGUGCAGGUGAAACCUGUUGAGAAUUCAGGGACCCUCCCACUUGUGUGUGAGGAAAUUCUGGGUGUGGAUAUUGGCAGUGUCACUCUCAGGUGCUAUAUGCAGGCAUCUUUUCUAUCAUUAUGUCUACUUGUUCUGAUUCUUAUGUACAUGCUGAUGAACCAAUGGGUAGCAUUGACAGAGGAAAGGAACGCUGUCAUGAUUCCAUUGCCCGGGUCUGGUAUACCUGGUGCUCCCAUCCCACCUGAUUACACUCCUCAACUUGGCAUGGAGAGACAUAUCCCUGUCCUCUUCCUUGACCUCAAUGAUGACAUGUGCUUGAAUGCUAUGGAAGGGGAAGAAGGCGAAGAGAAAGGUAUCCCUACAGCUGCAAUCAAUUCCACAAUUCCAAAAGAAUAUCAUAACUCAAUGAUUCCCCUUCAAAUCCAAAAGCAAUUGAAAGAGAGUGUUGGUGUCAUUGCUUUGUGGGAUUCAGCCAUCCAUGACACGCCUUUCCUCCGCAAGUUUACCAAUUCAAAUGAUCGCGUUUACCUAAUUCUUCGUGCCUACGUGAGGUUGUCCCUUCCAACUGCUAUGAACAUCAUAUUGCGGAAGCGCCUAUGUGUCCAGAUUGUCAAAAGGAGCCACUCAGGAGGAUUCUCCAGCCUAUGGAAGAAGUUUGGUAGACAGGAACGAAUUUCACAACUCUGCAUCACCUAUGAGAUUGUUUCCCGCAUUCCAAGGGCUAGUGAAGACUUUGAGGAUAGAGAAAGUCUGGCUCAGCUGGCUGCAUCCCAAGAAGAAGGUGACUCUGUCACCAUUGAUGGAGAGACUUAUAUUGAGAAAUACUCUAAAGGAGUCAGUGCUGUUGAGGGAAUUUUGGCCUUGGACAGACUCAGGCAGAAUGUAGCCUUGAAAGAAAAACUCCAGGGGCAAGGAAAAUCCAUUACCAACUUGGAUGGGACACCACGCAUGCGCAAGACGUUCUCAGUUCCCGAUUUCCCCCCAUCCUCCAUAGCCACAUUGGUGACCGUGAGUGUGAUUGGACUAUACUUCGCACUGCGUUCGAAGAAGAAGCAGUGAUGGGGCCUAGAAACGUGAAUUCCUUUAGGUGUCAGUAUAGCACGUGUACCCCGUGCUUCAUCUAGAUGUCCUCUUUGGCAUAGUAAAGAAAAAUCUCAUUUUUCUUGUUCUUGGCAUGUAUGUCAUCAACUGAAUAAAAAUUUCGAGUAUGAAAACUA
Molecule: messenger RNA, 4553 nt
Organism: Darwinula stevensoni
Lineage: Eukaryota; Metazoa; Arthropoda; Ostracoda; Podocopida; Darwinulidae
Source: the annotation of a GenBank genome assembly